This is a messenger RNA of Paramormyrops kingsleyae, 909 nucleotides long. It is a transcript of the gene czib, whose product is annotated as CXXC motif containing zinc binding protein. The record is from RefSeq and is a predicted model, not a curated record. Lineage: Eukaryota; Metazoa; Chordata; Actinopteri; Osteoglossiformes; Mormyridae. Gene Ontology annotation, molecular function: zinc ion binding.
ACGAUCGCACGCCGACAGAGGGCGCCGUUCAGCCGCACGCCGAUCCGCGCCUGUGACGGAUCUCCCAGGGUUCGGAGAAAGAUGGUGAAAUUUGGACUUCAGUUUAAGGCGACGCUGGAAAACAUCACCAACGUCCGACCAGAAGGGGAGGACUUCCGCUGGUAUUUAAAGCUUAAAUGUGGAAAUUGCGGAGAAAUUUCAGACAAAUGGCAGUAUAUCACAUUAAUGGACAGCAUGCCGCUGAAGGGAGGAAGAGGGAGUGCCAGUAUGGUGCAGAAGUGUAAACUGUGUUCCCGGGAUAACUCUAUUGGUAUGGGACACUUUGCUAUCUCACAAUGCCCUCUGCUGAAUCAAACCACCUCUACUGUGAUUAAAAAUACCCAGACUCAUGAUAUCCUGAAAGAUACCAUCACUUCAUAUAAUGCAGAAGACAGUGACAGGUUUAAGACCAUGGUGCAGUUUGAAUGUCGAGGUCUGGAACCGGUCGAUUUUCAGCCUCAGGCUGGGUUUAGUGCACAAGGUGCAGAGUCUGGGACUCCGUUCCCUGAAAUCAACCUGCUGGAACGAGACUGGAAUGACUACGAUGAGAAGAUCAGCGAGUCUGUGGGCAUCUAUGAAGUCACCCAUAAGUUUGUCAAGUGCUGAUUCUGUAUUUGCAGCUGGAUAAUUCAAGACCCAGCUGUCUGCAACUGACCCCCCUCCCCCCCUUUGUCCUUUGGUGACAGGAUGAGCCACCAGACCUAUAUGAUUUGGUUCAAUGCAGGGUGAUCCUGUCCAGCUUCGGUCCAUCUUUAACAGAACUUGUGGGUGACAGAGUAAGCAGACACUCUCUGACGGGGAUGGCGCCAUCUUGUGGCUGGAGAUUCACAGCUGUUUAAAUCCCUCAAUAAAAUUAAAGGUUAAAAAUGC